CCAAAACCCAAACGCCCAGACCUACCUCCACACUCCACACUCCACACUCCACAGCCGUGAUGCAAGCCAAUCUCCUCACUCCACCUCCACGCCCCGCCGCCACCGCCACCUCCACCGCCUUCAAGUCCCUACCCCCAUCACCUCAUGGGCCCCGCCACCACCGGCCCCCAUUCUCCGUCAGAGCCUCCAUUUCCGAGGCCGCCCAAUCGCCGCCCUCCAUCACCAUCGACUCACCCCCGGCCCCGGCCCCGAAGCAGCACCAAAAGCUCAACAAGUACAGCUCUCGCAUCACGGAGCCCAAGUCCCAGGGUGGGUCCCAGGCCAUUCUCCACGGCGUGGGGCUCUCCGAGGAGGAUUUGAGCAAGCCCCAGAUCGGCAUAUCGUCGGUCUGGUACGAAGGGAAUACCUGCAAUAUGCACUUGCUGGGCCUCUCGGAGGCUGUGAAAGAAGGGGUCCGAGAGGCCGGCAUGGUGGGGUUCCGGUUCAACACGGUCGGGGUCAGCGAUGCAAUCUCCAUGGGCACCAGAGGAAUGUGCUACAGCUUGCAGUCUCGAGACUUGAUUGCCGACAGCAUUGAGACUGUUAUGGGCGCUCAGUGGUACGACGGCAACAUCUCCAUUCCUGGUUGUGACAAAAAUAUGCCAGGUACAAUUAUGGCAAUGGGAAGGCUCAACCGACCAAGUAUUAUGAUUUAUGGUGGAACUAUUAAGCCAGGGCACUUCCAAGGCAAUACCUACGAUAUAAUAUCUGCAUUUCAGUGUUAUGGAGAAUAUGUAAGUGGAUCCAUAAGUGAUGAGCAACGAAAGAAUGUUGUCCUUAACUCUUGCCCUGGGGCUGGAGCUUGUGGUGGGAUGUAUACUGCUAAUACCAUGGCUUCUGCCAUUGAAGCUAUGGGAAUGUCUAUUCCUUACAGCUCUUCUACGCCUGCUGAAGAUCCAUUGAAACUGGAUGAGUGCCGAUUGGCUGGGAAAUACCUCUUGGAAUUACUGAAAAUGGAUUUGAAACCUCGAGAUAUUAUUACUCCAAAGUCACUACAUAAUGCAAUGGUUAUUGUUAUGGCACUAGGGGGGUCGACCAAUGCUGUUCUGCACUUGAUUGCUAUUGCAAGGUCUGUUGGUUUGGAAUUAAAUCUGGAUGAUUUCCAGAAGGUUAGCGAUAAGGUUCCAUUUCUUGCAGACCUUAAGCCUAGUGGCAAGUAUGUCAUGGAGGAUGUACACAAGAUUGGAGGAACACCAGCGGUCAUUCGGUACCUUUUGGAGAAUGGGUUGUUACACGGGGAUUGUAUGACUGUCACCGGAAGGACAGUGGCUGAGAAUGCAGAAAGUUUCCUUCCUUUGGCUAAUGGACAGGAUAUAAUAAGGCCCUUGGGAAACCCUAUCAAGAAAACAGGCCAUCUGCAAGUAUUAUAUGGAAAUCUUGCACCAGAGGGUUCUGUAGCAAAAAUUACAGGAAAAGAGGGGCUAUAUUUCUCUGGUCCUGCACUUGUCUUUGAAGGUGAGGAGUCAAUGAUUGCAGCUAUCUCAGAGGAUCCUAUGAGUUUUAAGGGUAAAGUAGUUGUUAUUAGAGGAGAGGGGCAGGGAGGACCAGGCAUGCCGGAAAUGUUAACACCAACCAGUGCAAUAAUGGGUGCAGGACUGGGAAAGGAGGUUGCUUUAUUGACAGAUGGUAGGUUUUCAGGUGGUUCGCAUGGAUUUGUUGUUGGCCACAUAUGUCCUGAAGCACAGGAAGGUGGUCCUAUUGGAUUAAUUGAGAAUGGGGACAUCAUCAAUGUUGAUAUUGCAAACAAGAGAUUAGAUGUCCAGUUAACCGAUCAAGAGAUGGACAGGCGAAAGAAGAACUAUAUUCCACCGCCAUACAAGGUUAACCGUGGAAUUUUGUACAAGUACAUCAAGAACGUGCAGCCGGCUUCAAAGGGUUGCGUGACUGAUGAGUAACGAUGAAGAAUAUCCGUAGACGGGGAAUAGAGUGUGGUAGCAAGCUCAAAUUGGCAAACCCCCUUAGGAUGUGUGCAAUUGGGUGUAGCUUAUGGCGGCUCUUGUAGGAUAUUAUGUCCAGUUGGCUUUGUACCGCUUCUAUCGUAUGUCGUAUGUUUGUGCGUACCAAUUUUGCUGGUUCUAGGUUUUUCAAGUUAUCCUCUAGUUUUUCAGUUUUUAUUUCUGUCUGUCUGUCUGCUAUCUCCAACAGAAUUUUAUUGGUUAGUAAUCAACUUUUAAUCUCUA
Pyrus x bretschneideri (Chinese white pear) is the source of this 2219-nucleotide messenger RNA. Its product is annotated as dihydroxy-acid dehydratase, chloroplastic. Gene Ontology annotation, biological process: branched-chain amino acid biosynthetic process. NCBI's taxonomy places the organism in Eukaryota, Viridiplantae, Streptophyta, Magnoliopsida, Rosales, Rosaceae. The record is from RefSeq and is a predicted model, not a curated record. Gene Ontology annotation, molecular function: dihydroxy-acid dehydratase activity. Gene Ontology annotation, cellular component: chloroplast stroma.